Molecule: messenger RNA, 1741 nt
Organism: Pan troglodytes (chimpanzee)
Lineage: Eukaryota; Metazoa; Chordata; Mammalia; Primates; Hominidae
Gene: TSPAN8
Product: tetraspanin 8
Exons: 10
Coding region: 790-1503 (237 amino acids)
Cellular component (GO): plasma membrane
Source: RefSeq, a predicted model, not a curated record
GGAGAGGGGGAGGCUCAUGGCGGGCUACAGGUCCUGAGACUUGAUCCGCAGGGAGGCAGCUAAGGCCCUGCGAGAAAUCGAGCGCAGCGCCGGUGGGCCGGCACUGCUGGGGGACUCGGCCCACCCUCCGCAGCUGCUGGCCCAGGUGCUAAGCCCCUCACUGCCUGGGCCGGCCGCUCCGAGUGCGGUGUCCGCCAAGCCCACGCACACCCGGAACUCCAGCUGGCCCGCAAGCGCCGGGCGCAGCCCCGGUUCCCGCUUGUGCCUCUCCCUGCGCACCUCCCCGGAAGCCGAGGGAGCCGGCUCCGGCCUCGGCCAGCCCGGAGAAGGGCUCCCAGGGUGCAGCGGCGGGCUGAAGGGCUCCUCAAGCGCCGCCAGAAUGGGCGCCAAGGCCGAGGAGGCAACGAGAGCGAGCGAGGGCUGCGAGCGCUGCCAGUAUGCUGUCACCUCUCAAAAGGACACCCUGUUCAAUAAGUUGUGCUCGGAAAACCAGAUAGUCAUAUGGAGAAGAAUGAAACUGGACCCCAUCUCUCACCAUAUACAAAAAUUAACUCAAGAUCAAUCAAAGGCGUAAACGUCCAGUGUGCUUGUUGCUCCAGACCUCAUGCCUUCUGGACCCAGACAUCUCUGCAGUCUCGGAACUGGAAUACACCACUUCUUGUCAAGGUACUAGCAAGUUGCCGUGGAUACAGAAAUCUCUGCAGGCAAGUUGCUCCAGAGCAUAUUGCAGGACAAGCCUGUAACGAAUAGUUAAAUUCACGGCAUCUGGAUUCCUAAUCCUUUUCCAAAAUGGCAGGUGUGAGUGCCUGUAUAAAAUAUUCUAUGUUUACCUUCAACUUCUUGUUCUGGCUAUGUGGUAUCUUGAUCCUAGCAUUAGCAAUAUGGGUACGAGUAAGCAAUGACUCUCAAGCGAUUUUCGGUUCUGAAGAUGUAGGCUCUAGCUCCUAUGUUGCUGUGGACAUAUUGAUUGCUGUAGGUGCCAUCAUCAUGAUUCUGGGCUUCCUGGGAUGCUGCGGUGCUAUAAAAGAAAGUCGCUGCAUGCUUCUGUUGUUUUUCAUAGGCUUGCUUCUGAUCCUGCUCCUGCAGGUGGCGACAGGUAUCCUAGGAGCUGUUUUCAAAUCUAAGUCUGAUCGCAUUGUGAAUGAAACUCUGUAUGAAAACACAAAGCUUUUGAGCGCCACAGGGGAAAAUGAAAAACAAUUCCAGGAAGCCAUAAUUAUGUUUCAAGAAGAGUUUAAAUGCUGCGGUUUGGUCAAUGGAGCUGCUGAUUGGGGAAAUAAUUUUCAACACUAUCCUGAAUUAUGUGCCUGUCUAGAUAAGCAGAGAUCAUGCCAAAGCUAUAAUGGAAAAGAAGUUUACAAAGAGACCUGUAUUUCUUUCAUAAAAGACUUCUUGGCAAAAAAUUUUAUUAUAGUUAUUGGAAUAGCAUUUGGACUGGCAGUUAUUGAGAUACUGGGUUUGGUGUUUUCUAUGGUCCUGUAUUGCCAGAUCGGGAACAAAUGAAUCUGUGGAUGCAUCAAGCUAUCGUCAGUCAAACCCCUUUAAAAUGUUGCUUUGGCUUUGUAAAUUUAAAUAUGUAAGUGCUAUAUAAGUCAGGAGCAGCUGUCUUUUUAAAAUGUCUUGGCUAGCUAGACCACAGAUAUCUUCUAGACAUAUUGAACACAUUUAAGAUUUGAGGGAUAUAAGGGAAAAUGAUAUGAAUGUGUAUUUUUACUCAAAAUAAAAGUAACUGUUUACGUUG